AUGGCGGUGGUGGGGGAGGGGGGUGGGGGCAAUGGUGGUGGUGGAGGUGGAGGUGGAGGGGGAGGGGGAAAUGGAAAAGGGUAUGGAUGGGGAGGGGGUAGUGGAGGUGGUGGCGGCGGUGGAGGGGGAGGAGGUGGUGGUGGAGGAGGAGGAGGAGGAGGAGGAAGUGGUGGAGGAUGGGGUUUCGGGGGAGGAGGGAGUAGAGGGUUUUGUUGGAUUUGGGGAUGUGGCGGCGGUGGCGGUCAUGGAAAAGCAUUGGGUAGGAGAGAAGGUUUUGCUUAA
Messenger RNA from Cucumis melo (muskmelon), 282 nucleotides. Its product is annotated as putative glycine-rich cell wall structural protein 1. Bases 1 to 282 code for a protein of 93 amino acids. The record is from RefSeq and is a predicted model, not a curated record. The transcript has 2 exons. NCBI's taxonomy places the organism in Eukaryota, Viridiplantae, Streptophyta, Magnoliopsida, Cucurbitales, Cucurbitaceae.